AUGUUUUCCAAAUCAAAGAUGAGCAAUUCCCAAUAUACGCCUCUCUCGCGACCAGGCGGUGGCGAGGGUUCCAGCCCUAGCACAUCUCUGGAGAAGCGCUCCUCCUCCGAGGAUGAUGACGAUCACCCCUUGCUGGAAUGUUCGGAGAACCUCCCCGGUCUCCAAGCAUCCAAACAGUGGCAGCUUCCCAAGCUCAUCCUCUUCUUUUCCUUCGCUCUCGCGCUGCUAUCAUGUGCGAACAUCGCACUAUUCCCCGCGACACUGUCAAACUACGCAGCUUACCCCUAUACCGACGCUGAGCUCAAUGCCCUACCCUACGGCGACGCCAGGUUGGGGCUGGACAGAGCAGCAAAGAUUCUUCGCCCGCCGAGAGAGUAUCUCCGCGCCUGGCCAGACAAGGUUGUGCGAGUGAGCCGCAAGUUGAAGAACUCGGUGUGGGGAAAUGGGCCGCAGGUCUAUGUGACAGUCGAGGACUCAACAAUUAUGCGUUUCCCGGUUCCUACCGCCGGCAUCAACGCCUGCGCAAUUUCCUGGCACGCGCCUCCGGAGAACUCCACGCGCAUCAAGGACCUGACCACUAAGGGUGACGUUUCCGAAAUUGAAGUAUGGCAGCUCAUCGCGCCCUCGGCCACUUCGCAGCCCGGCUCUUCCACGGACAUGGGCGAGCUCGACUACGACACGGUGUCGUACUCCGCUCUCCCUGUGCGUGGCGAGCUGCUCGGCGUGCUGGACCUCACUGUUGGUAUUCCUAUCACAGGGAUGGUUCGAACCGUGGGUGAUAAAGAGGUCAAAAUCUAUAUAUAUUUAACUUCUGCGUAA
Colletotrichum godetiae is the source of this 819-nucleotide messenger RNA. RefSeq lists its product as uncharacterized. NCBI's taxonomy places the organism in Eukaryota, Fungi, Ascomycota, Sordariomycetes, Glomerellales, Glomerellaceae. The transcript is spliced from 2 exons. The record is from RefSeq and is a predicted model, not a curated record. Bases 1 to 819 code for a protein of 272 amino acids.